CGCCGCAAGCCCAAGAUUGCCAAGGGCGCUCGUGACUUCAUGCCAGACCAGAUGGCCAUCCGGGAGGUGGCAUUUGGAAAGAUCACCGGCGUGUUCAAGCGCCACGGCGCCGUCUCAAUCGACACGCCCGUGUUUGAGCUCAGCAGGGAGACGCUGAUGGGCAAGUAUGGCGAGGACUCCAAGCUCAUCUAUGACCUGGCAGACCAGGGCGGCGAGAUCCUGAGCCUGCGGUACGACCUCACCGUUCCCUUUGCGCGCUUUGUGGCGCUGCACGGCGUGGGCAACAUCAAGCGCUACCACAUCGCCAAGGUGUACCGCCGUGACCAGCCCCAGAUGGCUCGCGGCCGAUUCCGCGAGUUCUUCCAGUGCGAUUUUGACAUCGCUGGCAGCUACCCAUCCAUGGUUCCUGACGCUGAGGUUCUCAAGGUGCUGGUGGAGAUCCUUGAUGACCUGCAGCUGGGCGAGUACGAGAUCAAGCUCAACCACCGGCUGCUGCUGGACUCGAUGCUGGACAUUGCGGGGGUGCCGCCGCAAAAGUUCCGGCCCAUCUGCUCUGCCAUCGACAAGCUGGACAAAGAACCGUGGGAGGUGGUGCGGGCAGAGAUGGUGGAGGAGAAGGGGCUUCCGGGGCAUGUGGCGGACCGCAUUGGCGAAUUUGUGGUCCUGCGGGGCCAGCCGCUGGAGCUGCUGGAGAAGCUCACAGAAGCAGCCCAUCCACUGGCGCAGCACCCCGACUCGGCAGUGGCGUUGGAGGAGCUGCGCACUAUGUUUGGCUUCCUGCAGUCCAUGGGCGCCCUGGGGCCCAUCGUGUUUGACCUCAGCUUGGCCCGUGGCCUGGAUUACUACACCGGCGUGAUUUACGAGGCUGUGCUCAAGGGGGGAAACGUGGGAUCCAUUGCCGCCGGCGGCAGGUACGACAAGCUGGUUGGCAUGUUUAGUGGCAAAGAUGUGCCGGCCGUGGGCGUGUCCAUUGGCAUCGAGCGCGUGUUUGCCAUCAUGGAGGCGCAGCUGCGCCUGCAGGCGGAGCAGCAGGCGGGCGGCACAAUCCGCGAGACGGAGACCGAGGCGCUGGUGGCUUCCAUCGGCGGCGGCAUGCAGCCGCGGCGCAUGCGCAUCUGCUCCGAGCUGUGGGCCUCGGGCAUCAAGGCCGAGUUUGGUUACAAGGCCAACCCCAAAAUGCCCGACCAGCUGGGCUAUGCGCUGAAGCAGGGCAUCCCCUACAUGGUGCUGUUUGGGGAGAGCGAGGUGGAGGCAGGGGUGGUCAAGAUCAAGGAUCUGGAUGCCGGGACCGAGGAGGUAGUUGCCGAGGUGGGUCGAGGUCUAGACGGUUCACCAUCUGAUGCGGCUCGGGCGUCUAUGGCUGUGUUUGACCUUCUGGGAGGAACGGCAGGGAACUGCUGGACUGCCUCGUGGUUACUGCAUUCGCAUUACCACCAUCAUUGCUGCCCACUCUGCCUGCAGGGCCAGCUGGUGGCACGGAUGCAGGAGCUGGUGAAGACCAAGGCGGGCCGCCGCGUUGUGUACCAGCAGAAGGAGGAGGCGGCCAGCAGCUAG
Messenger RNA from Chlorella variabilis, 1554 nucleotides. RefSeq lists its product as hypothetical. Lineage: Eukaryota; Viridiplantae; Chlorophyta; Trebouxiophyceae; Chlorellales; Chlorellaceae. The transcript has 12 exons. Gene Ontology annotation, molecular function: ATP binding; histidine-tRNA ligase activity. The record is from RefSeq and is a predicted model, not a curated record. Gene Ontology annotation, biological process: histidyl-tRNA aminoacylation; mitochondrial translation. Gene Ontology annotation, cellular component: cytoplasm; mitochondrion. Bases 40 to 1554 code for a protein of 504 amino acids.